CUCAGGCUCUCUACUCUAUUAAAGGAGCAUACCCUAGCGUCUCCACCCUUCAUCCUCGCAGUCAUCCCCGAGAAGGAGCCGCCGCCGCCGCCGCGCAAACCCGCUUCGACGCCGUCACUCCUCCUCGGGGCGCAACCAUGGUGGCCGCAAAGAAGACGAAGAAGUCUACGGACAACAUCAACAACAAGCUGCAGCUUGUGAUGAAGAGCGGCAAGUACACGCUCGGCUACAAGACUGUCCUCAGGACCAUCAGGAACUCCAAGUCAAAGCUAGUGAUCAUUGCUAACAACUGUCCUCCGCUCCGGAAGUCUGAAAUUGAGUACUAUGCUAUGCUUGCUAAAGUCACAGUCCACCACUUCCAUGGAAACAAUGUUGACCUGGGAACAGCCUGUGGAAAAUACUUCCGUGUCUGCUGCCUCAGUAUUAUUGAUCCUGGUGAUUCUGAUAUCAUUAAGACUACACCGGGUGAGCAGUAAGGAAGCCACACCAGUAGAGCGCUCUUGUGCAAUAGUGCUGUAGCGGAUCUUCUUGCUGGACUUGUCUUUUGUUUUGUUCCUAUAGAAUUUACCUGACAGUAAACAGAGUUCGUGGGAACAUUAUUCUCUUUGAUUGAAAAUUUUGUACCUGGCAAUUGAGUAAUUGACAUUGUUGAAUGUUGAAUGGAUCUUAUGCUGAAUGUGCUCGGAUUAGAA
This is a messenger RNA of Sorghum bicolor (sorghum), 692 nucleotides long. Its product is annotated as 60S ribosomal protein L30. Gene Ontology annotation, cellular component: cytosolic large ribosomal subunit. The coding region runs from base 138 to 476 and encodes 112 amino acids. Gene Ontology annotation, molecular function: RNA binding; structural constituent of ribosome. The transcript has 5 exons. Lineage: Eukaryota; Viridiplantae; Streptophyta; Magnoliopsida; Poales; Poaceae. The record is from RefSeq and is a predicted model, not a curated record.